AUGGACCAGGACAGGGGUGAACAGUAUGGACCAGGACAGGGUGAACAGUAUGGACAAGGACAGGGUGAACAGUACAGACCAGGACAGGGUGAACAGUACAGACCAGGACAGGGUGAAAAGUAUGGACCAGAACAGGGUGAACAGUAUGGACAAGGACAGGGUGAACAGUAUGGACCAGAACAGGGUGAACAGUAUGGACCAGGUCAGGGUGAACAGUAUGGACCAGGACAAGGUGAACAGUAUGGACCAGGACAGGAAGAACAGUAUGGACCAGGACAGGGUGAACAGUAUGGACCAGGACAGGGUGAACAGUAUGUAAAAGGACAGGGUGAACAGUAUGGACCAGGACAGGGUGAACAGUAUGGACCAGGACAAGGUGAACAGUAUGGACCAGGACAGGAAGAACAGUAUGGACCAGGACAGGGUGAACAGUAUGGACCAGGACAGGGUGAACAGUAUGGACCAGGGCAGGGUGAACAGUAUGGACCAGGACAGGGACAAGAUGAACAGUAUGGACCAGGACAGGGUGAACAGUAUGGACCAGGACAGGGUGAACAGUAUGGACCAGGACAGGGUGGACAGUAUGUAAAAGGACAGGGUGAACAGUACAGACCAGGACAGGGUGAACAGUACAGACCAGGACAAGGUGAACAGUAUGGAACAGGACAGGGUGAACAGUAUGGACCAGGCCAGGGUGAACAGUAUGGACCAGGACGGGGUGAACAGUAUGCACCGGAACAGGGUGAACAGUAUGGACCAGGACAGGGUGAACAGUAUGGACCAGGACAGGCUGGACAGUAUGUAAAAGGACAGGGUGAACAGUAUGGGCCAGGACAGGGUGAACAGUAUGGACCAGGACAGGGUAAACAGUAUGGACCAGGACAGGGUGAACAGUAUGACUAA
Schistocerca gregaria is the source of this 903-nucleotide messenger RNA. RefSeq lists its product as uncharacterized. Bases 1 to 903 code for a protein of 300 amino acids. NCBI's taxonomy places the organism in Eukaryota, Metazoa, Arthropoda, Insecta, Orthoptera, Acrididae. The transcript is spliced from 3 exons. The record is from RefSeq and is a predicted model, not a curated record.